Molecule: messenger RNA, 869 nt
Organism: Actinia tenebrosa (Australian red waratah sea anemone)
Lineage: Eukaryota; Metazoa; Cnidaria; Anthozoa; Actiniaria; Actiniidae
Product: nuclear pore complex protein Nup205
Biological process (GO): nuclear pore organization
Cellular component (GO): nuclear pore; nuclear pore inner ring
Molecular function (GO): structural constituent of nuclear pore
Source: RefSeq, a predicted model, not a curated record
UUCAACUACAAAGCACCAUUGGUCCACAAGAAAAGAUAUCCACACACCAAAGGCAACAGAUGGCUCAAAAGUGCCUCAGCCAGAUCGUCAACUACAAAACACAAGAAAUUGAGACACAUCUUUAUAUCAUCGAGAACUCAUUGUUUAUCUUAUGGCGCCAUCUUGAUUUCUAUUUUCUUCACUGUAUCCCAUCGGACGAGGAACACAGCAUCUUACAUGGUGGUCACGUGACAGGAAGAAUGAGAAAACUUCACGAAUGGUCAACUUCUGUAAACGUAUCCGCAGCUUCAUCCAUCCACGAACAGACAACCACGAUCAGCGAUGGCGUGACUCGUGACGAAAUAGAAACGCUUAAACAAGAAGCCUCGAAUUGUCUAACUGACCUGUUGCUGAAAAAAAUGGUUGAUCUGGAGCAGAACCACGGUAAAGACAGGACGCGUGUCGGAUUCAUCCGGGUUCUCGUUCGUCGAAUCAAGCGUCUCCUCACUCUUCACUGUUCUCUCGUCAAUGAACCACUGCCAGGUCGUUAGAUAAACAAAGAAAAUACUAACCUUAUAGAAUCUUCUUGUUAAAAGGGCAAUUUGAUCAGAACGUCUUCCCCUCAUAUUAUUGCUCCAUUAAGAAAAUGCUCUCCACUGUAAAUGUGUGAGCCAUCCCUAAACUCAAACUAGUGUUAGUUUUUCAUAAAAAGAUUUCCUAACGCAAGUACUAGGGUAACGAAAGUACCAGUGAAAACCAGACUUGGUUAUCAUUGCGUAAAUGUAGUUUUUUGUCUGGUAUAUAAAUGUUAUAGGAAUUACAUUCAUAUUUUUGUACUCUGUCAAUCAUAGAAAUACCAGCAACAAUAAAAAGAAAAGAUUAACACUUAA